AAAUGCACUUUGAAAUUCAAACCCGUAAUCCCUCCAUCCCUGCGGUAACACGGUCAUAGUGUACAAAAUAAAAUGCCGGCGUAUUAUUAAAAAUAUUCAAUCGCCGGUCAGCCCUUGAUUCUUCUUUAGCGCUAGCUUAAUUGUUAAAGGCCCAAAACAUAGAGGAAAGAUGAUCAGUGAUAGGGAAGAAGCAACGUCCGAGGAUUCUUCAUCUCCGCAAAUACUGGAGCAGCAGUGGAUCGAGGUUCAAGAUUCACUGCGAAGAAGGUUGGUUGCGGAAGACGAUUUCGCAUGGCGAUUACCCACAGCCUUGUCCCCGGCCAUGGCGGCUCCAGUCAAAGCUGGAGAAGAGUAUUUGAAGUAUGUGGGUGGCGUUGAUGUGAGCUAUUCCAAGGAUGAUCCGUCCGUCGCUUGUGCUGCCCUUGUUGUUUUGGAUCUUCAAACUCUGGAGGUUGUCUAUGUUGAUUACUCUGUUUCCGAUCUCCGAGUCCCAUACGUACCUGGCUUCCUGGCUUUCAGAGAGGCUCCAAUUCUUCUAGAGCUUUUGGAGAAAAUGAAGAGUGAUGCUCAUCCUUAUUACCCGCAGUUGUUAAUGGUUGAUGGCAAUGGGUUACUUCAUCCUCGAGGGUUUGGUUUGGCUUGUCAUCUGGGGGUUCUGGCCAAUCUUCCUACAAUUGGGAUUGGAAAGAAUUUGCAUCAUGUGGAUGGUCUUACCAAAUAUGGAGUGAGACAACUGCUUGAAGCCAAAGAAAGCUGUAGUGAAGAUAUUGUUAUUUUAACUGGAAACACUGGGCAGACAUUUGGAGCAGCAAUGCGAUUAGCAGAGGGCUCACUGAAGCCCAUAUUUGUAUCAAUUGGUCAUCGUAUAUCACUUUCUACAGCUAUUACAGUUGUAAAAGUCGCUUGCAAGUAUCGUGUGCCAGAGCCCAUACGGCAGGCUGAUAUAAGAUCAAGAGAUUGCCUCCAGAAGCAUCUACGGCUUUGUUAACCCGUGUGUUCAAUGCCACGCUCUCCCACGGACGCAGACAGAAGUAUAAGAGGGCAGGAACAUCUUGCAAACAUGCUUUUGAAGUUGUAUAAAAAUGUGACUUGAUGCACAAAGAAUGUAGGUGUAUAUGUCAUUGGUUUGCAUUUUGUAUAAUAGAGAGCAGGGAUAUUAAAGGGAGAUUGCUACAGUCAAGCACAAUCAAAUAAGUGUCCUUGUAUCCUUCAGGCCCAUGAUGUUUCCAUGAUCAUUACCUUGUGUUCAAUUCCAUGCCUAGAAAACAACACAAUCUGGAGUGAGGUUCUUAUUUGUUGUAUGCUCCUGCUGCUGUAUAAGAAUAAAGUGUAUAAGCCGUAAAGCUGCAUUUCAGAGUGGAUUUUGGACCUUAAA
Malania oleifera is the source of this 1375-nucleotide messenger RNA. RefSeq lists its product as uncharacterized. Gene Ontology annotation, biological process: DNA repair. Gene Ontology annotation, cellular component: nucleolus; cytoplasm. Gene Ontology annotation, molecular function: RNA endonuclease activity producing 5'-phosphomonoesters, hydrolytic mechanism; single-stranded RNA binding. The coding region runs from base 170 to 988 and encodes 272 amino acids. The record is from RefSeq and is a predicted model, not a curated record. NCBI's taxonomy places the organism in Eukaryota, Viridiplantae, Streptophyta, Magnoliopsida, Santalales, Ximeniaceae. The transcript is spliced from 8 exons.